CAAACAGUAUCAUUCGGUGGAAAACCCUAGUGAAGUGAACAAGCAGGCAAGCAAGCAAGCAAGUGGACAGCAAUCAGCUGCUUUACUGGGAGGUGUGUAUAAUUUCACAACAUCGCCCAACAGUUUAAGGGGCUAAUAAAAUACCGAACAGAAGUUAUCAGUUUUAUCAAAGUGUAAAUUGAAGCAAACCCACGGUCGAUAGUUGGGUGUGAACACAGGUGUCCGUUUAUAGUUUUAAUCUGGAUCAGUGCAAUUGCAAUUAUAACAAAUUAAAAAUGGUGGUAUCUACUAAACCCGCUUUGAUGAUGUCCAAGGUUGGAUUCAAAACCGUGGGAAUCGGUGCCAAUGUAAGAUCGACACUGGUUACCGCUUCGGCCGAUAAAAGAGUCGUAGUCGGAAUGGCCAACUCUAUCCGUAGCCUUACGGAGGAACCCAACCGAUUCGUUUUCUGUUUUAUGGUUGCGCCCGAAGUGAACGACAGUGGAGCUCACAUGCAGGAAGUUCUGCUGGAAGCAUUCUGCUUCGAGAACGACAUUUACAUAAUAAAGGUUGACAGUGCGGAAAAAUUAAGCCGACUGCUUGGGUCAUCCUGUCUGGAAUCGUGCGCCUUGGUCAGGAAAUCCCACUCCGAAGGCGAAGAUUGCUACUCCCGCAGUGAAAACAUUCUCAUCGAUUACUGUGAAUUCUACUGGGACGAACCAGUGAAACCGGUAAUCAAAUUGCCGGAAAAGUGAACACAUCUCGGACACAGCAUUCGUUUGAACAAUGAUACGGUUCUAUGAUUGAGCGCAGACAUCCAAUGAGAUAUCGUUUCUCAUGCAAGUUCACCAAACAAUGGACACAUUAGCUUGUAACGAGCCGAUCGCGUGGUGGACUACAGUAACGGGGAUGAAUCGGCAAAAUAGUGUAAUUUAGGAAUACUGUGCUACGGAUUUUCAGUACAUGGCAGUGUUCGGCCGUGAAGAAUCGAUCAACACUGGAAGAACUAAGUUAACCCUCGCAUGCUUGUACUCCUAGUGAAAUAAUGGUUCAUAAGGUUUUGAAACUGCUAUUUCGUCCUCUAGUUACAUUUCAUACGGUUUUACGUAUUCGAUUAUAAUUAUUUAAUGUUGAGUUGAUCAUAUGGUGAAAAACCUACAUAAAGUAACAUAAUUAUAUUUACUUGCUACGUACCGCAACUACAAUGGUGUAAUAAUGGGUUUUCCCGCGGUUAAUGAA
This is a messenger RNA of Malaya genurostris, 1218 nucleotides long. Its product is annotated as growth arrest and DNA damage-inducible protein GADD45 alpha-like. The record is from RefSeq and is a predicted model, not a curated record. Gene Ontology annotation, cellular component: nucleus; cytoplasm. The coding region runs from base 276 to 734 and encodes 152 amino acids. The transcript is spliced from 2 exons. Gene Ontology annotation, biological process: regulation of cell cycle. NCBI's taxonomy places the organism in Eukaryota, Metazoa, Arthropoda, Insecta, Diptera, Culicidae.